AUGCCUAGCUUCCAAGAAGGACAACGAGUCAACUACAAGCCCGUUGGCGGGCCCAACUCCAAUACCAGUACGAGUACCGGCGUCAUCCGCGAGGUUGCUACCGAGCCGACUACCCUAACUGGCCGGAGUGUCGCGGCUUCGGACAAAGAGCCACGUUACCAGCUCCGGGAAUUGAGUCGAAUGUAUGAUGAGAGUGUUGACUUGACUUGCUUGGAGAUCGAAAACGAGAAAACUCGCAAGAGCUCUGCUGUUAAAGAGGCUAAUAUCAUUGGUCCUGCGGAGUAA
Messenger RNA from Penicillium longicatenatum, 285 nucleotides. Its product is annotated as hypervirulence associated TUDOR domain-containing protein. The transcript is spliced from 3 exons. NCBI's taxonomy places the organism in Eukaryota, Fungi, Ascomycota, Eurotiomycetes, Eurotiales, Aspergillaceae. The record is from RefSeq and is a predicted model, not a curated record. Bases 1 to 285 code for a protein of 94 amino acids.